Grosmannia clavigera kw1407 is the source of this 621-nucleotide messenger RNA. RefSeq names its product proteasome component. The record is from RefSeq and is a predicted model, not a curated record. The coding region runs from base 1 to 621 and encodes 206 amino acids. Gene Ontology annotation, biological process: proteasome-mediated ubiquitin-dependent protein catabolic process. The transcript is spliced from 3 exons. Lineage: Eukaryota; Fungi; Ascomycota; Sordariomycetes; Ophiostomatales; Ophiostomataceae. Gene Ontology annotation, cellular component: proteasome core complex; proteasome core complex, beta-subunit complex.
AUGUCUUCGCCCUUUUCAAUAAACGGCGGUGCCUGUGUCGCCAUGGUCGGCAAGGACUGCGUUGCGAUUGCGUGCGAUCUGCGGCUCGGCAUGCAGGCGCUCACCGUGUCCAACAACUUCCCCAAGGUGUUCCAGUACGGCGACAACGUGUUCCUGGGCCUGACCGGACUCGCGACCGACGUCAACACGGUGUCGGACCUGUUUCGCUACAAGGUCAACCUCUACCGCCUGCGUGAGGAGCGCCACAUUGCGCCGCGCACGUUUGCCAACCUCGUCUCGUCGUCGCUCUACGAACGCCGCUUCGGUCCCUUCUUUGUCAGUCCCGUCGUCGCCGGCCUGGAGCCCAAGACAGGCCAGCCGUUCAUCUGCGGCUUCGACAGCAUCGGCUGCAUCGACUUUGCCCGCGACUUCAUCGUGUCCGGCACUGCGUCCGAGCAGCUGUUCGGCAUGUGCGAGAGCCUUUGGGAGCCCGACUUGGGUCCCGACGCCCUGUUUGAGACCAUCUCCCAGGCCCUGCUCAACGCCGUCGACCGCGAUGCCCUCUCGGGCUGGGGUGCGCACGUCUAUAUUAUCGAGAAGGAUAAGGUGACCAAGCGGCUGCUCAAGGGACGGCAAGACUGA